CACCCCCAUCCACGUGGCACCAGCGCCACCUCUCCCCCCACAUGUCCUCUCUCAUGCAUACCCAUCCACCAGCCACCUCCUUCCCGACCGCCAUGCUCACUUCCCCUUUUAUAUCCCGCUCAUUCCGGUUUCUCUGUGUGUCUCAUCUCGGACAAGCAUAUCAUCGAACAUAAAGCGAUCGCUUGUACAGAAGAAGUUGACGACAAAACAAUGGCGUCGGAACAGGUGUCUCGCAGGGAGAACACGACUACCGAGAGGGAGGUUCACAUUGAGAAGGAUCGAGUCCCCAAGAUGACCACCCACUUCGAGCAUCUCGCUGAACAGGUCAAGGAAGGAUCGGAUACCCCGCAAGGGAGUAUUCAGGAGUUACAGGGUGGGGAGUACAGGAAGGAGCAUGGCGGGAGAGCCAUUGGGGAUAUUGGCGGGACUGGGAAAGCCAGGGAGACUCAUGAAUUGGGGCCUCAUUUCGAAUCUCUUGCUGAUAAGGUGAAGGGAGAAAAGGGGGAGAAGAAAGAGUCUUAUGCCGCUAAAGUCGGGAAUACCGCGCCCUUUUCAAAUGUGGGCCAGUUCGAAGGGAAAGCUGAAGCGAACAAGGGCUCGGCUGGAGGAGCUAGAGGGAGAGAUCAAUCUGAACCCGAGAGUCGAUCCAGAGUAGUGAAUACGGGCGGACCAACGCAAAGCGGUGUGGAGAAACAGGCAAGAGAAAACAGAGGGCAAGUUGAAGCGGAGAAAGGAAGAAGAGGGAACAAAGGGCAGGUUGAAGCAGAAGAGGGAAGAAGCUGGGAAAACAGGGGGAGGCUAGAAUCAGAAGAGAAACUGGGGACGAGAGGCACAGAGAGCGGAGGAGAAGUUAAAGGCAGGGUUGGAGUUGAAACUCAAGGUCCUACUGCUGUUAUAACGUGCACAUUCGAAGGAGGCGAGAAGGAAGAAGAUGGAAGGGACGCAAGAGGAUUAGAAUCAGCGACAGAGAGAGCAAGACGAGAAGAAAACAGAGGAAGAGGUGGUGAUCAGGAGAAAGAAUCACAAUCUACCUUGGAAGACAUUUCCAAAUACAGAGGCCAAGUCCAAGAGAACACAAUGGAAGCUAUGAGAGCAGCACAGGAGCGGUAUGAAAGAGCAAAGCAGGCAGCUAAUGAGACAGUCGGUUCUACAACCCAAACAACUCAGGAGAAAGCUGCACAGGCCAAGGACAUAGCAAUGGAAAAAGCUGCUCAAGCCAAAGACUACACACUAGAGAAAGGCCAACAAGGCUAUGCUACUGCAAAAGAUACCAUCUCAAGCGCCACUCAGACGGCUUCAGAUUACACCUCUCAAGCAGCAAAGAAGGCUGCUCAAGCUAAGGACGUGACAUUAGAGAAAGGCCAACAAGGUUAUGCUUCUGCAAAAGACACCAUCUCAAGCGCCACUCAGACGGCUGCAGAUUACACCUCUCAAGCAGCAGAGAAGGCGAAAUCUGCAGGUAGCACUACUACUCAAUAUGUUGGAGAGAAAGCUGGUCGGGCUAAGGAUGUCACUCUGGAGACUGGCAAGACUGCUGCUGAAUAUGCUGGAAAACUGGCGGCUGAUCUGAAGGACAAGGCGACUGUGGCAGGGUGGACGGCGGCGCAUUAUUCGACGGAGAAGACUGUGGAAGGGACAAAAGCGGCGGCGAAUAUUGUUCAGGGAACGGCGGGGUAUGCUGCUAAUAAGGCCAGUGAGCUUGCAUCCAAGUCAUUAGGUGCUGUCAAAGGGUUAGCUGCUAGAGCUGGGGAGACUGCUAAGGAUUAUACUGCGAGGAAGAAGGAGGAGGCAGAGAAGGAUUACGAAACUAAAAAAGCGUCUCAACCACAGGAAACUGAGCGGAGGCCAUCAUCUGGACAAGAACAAGGUCAAAAAGGAGGAGGCAUGUCCAAAACAUCACUGGAAGCUUUCAGGAAGGUGGUGGGAUUGGCGAAACUAUAG
Prosopis cineraria is the source of this 1941-nucleotide messenger RNA. Its product is annotated as seed biotin-containing protein SBP65-like. The record is from RefSeq and is a predicted model, not a curated record. Lineage: Eukaryota; Viridiplantae; Streptophyta; Magnoliopsida; Fabales; Fabaceae.